GGUUGUGUUUAGUCUUACGUUAUCUUUUUACCUAUGCCAAAUAUAAACAAUAUUAAACUCGGAUUUUGAACUCGAACUUGAUUCUAUAAUUUUGUUUAAACACAUUAGUAAAAUUAGGAACCUUUUAGUAUUUAAAAUUUUAAAGUCUAGUUUGAAUUUUUAAAUUACCAUUAUGGCGUAUUCUACAAGUGUAAAUAUAAGUAUUGAAACACAAGCUGAAAAUAUAAUACAAGAAAUUUCAUAUGAUGGACAAGAAAUCUAUCAACCGUAAGUAUUCAUACUCACUCAGUUUUUGAAAAUGUUUAUUUUAUAAUACGAAAAUUAUUUUUAUAGAGCGUUAUCUAUGUCUGAUAACUUGUCAAAGCUUGCACAAAAAAUUGACUUUAGUAAAGUUGAUGAAGACUGUGAAGAGCCAGAAGUGGAAAUAAAAAGUGAAGAAGAAUCAAAAGAACAACCCCCUAAUGUCCCAAUAUCUGGUUGGAUUGAUUCAGUAGUUUCAAAAUUAAAGUAAUAUUAAAAAAUUGUUUUAAGUCAUUUGGUAUAUUAAUUAUUAUUAUCAUAGGAGAGCAGCAACAGAGAUCUGUGUAAUAUCAGAUGUAUUAGCUGUUACGAAAGAAAAACGAUAUAUGAUACUUGAUCCAAUUCCUACAGAAUCGAUUGAAACCAAACCAAUGGCUCAAAUUUAUCUUCGUAAAAAGGUUUAAUAUUUAUAAUUUGUAAUUUUAGUAUUGUUUCAAAUACUAUUUUAAAUUCUGAGUGGAGCAAAGAAGCUUAUGGUUUUAUAAAGAUGUUUAUUUUUUUUUCUGUAUACAACUUUUCUACCAGAGGACUUGCUUCGAUUUUUAUGUGUAGCGACUUUUCUGAAAGAAAGUCAGUGUGGGGUGGUACCUUGUAGAGGUAAUUGUUUGAUUUCUUCAAGUUUUCUCAUAAAAUACGAAAAAACCGAAAAAAAAAUGAGAAAGUUUACGAAAUAUAAUAAAUAUAACAUUAUGAUUUUUUUUUUCUGUAGACAACUUUUCUACCAACAAUUUUGUUCCAACUUUUAUUUAUAUUUCUGAAAGGAAAUUUCAAUGGGGAGAUACUUUAGAGAGGUCGUUUUUUCAUUUUCUCAGCAAAUAUGAAAACCUUGAGAAAAUCAGUACAACAUUAAUCAAAUAUUAUUAAAAAAAAUAUAUAGCGCCUAUUUAAUUAUCUUUCUAUAAUAUGGCAUAUAUAUUAUUGAGAAAUGAUCCCUAUCAACUGAACUCCGCUCAAAAUCGUUUUUUCGUAACCAAAGGUUUAUAUUGUUGCCUACAGGUGUAUAUUAAAUUACCUAUAACAGUGACUGCCCCCGUCCCCAUUAUCCUAGAACAUCUUUUUAUUAUAUUUUAUAUACUUGAAUUAUAAAAAUAUUCAAUAAAAUUAUACUUACAAUAUUUUAACUUUAAAAUUAGGCAUUAGCUAGUGCAUCAACUAUAAUAAUGUCAGCUGUAGACCGUUUAAGAAGUAGUCAGAAUGAAUUCAUGAGAAAUCGGACAACACCUGAUUUCCAUAUUGAAUUAUUGAGAUUGCGACAAAAUUGGAGACUGAAAAAGGUUUCUACAGCAAUUAUUGGUGAUUUAAGUUAUAAAACAGGUAAUAACUUAAUUUUUGAUUCAAAUGAAAUAAUAAUUUAAUUUAGAGUAAAAAUUGCAUAAUUUUGUUUUGUAUUAGCUAUCCAAUUUAUGUAAAAUAUAAAACCAACGACACUUAUAUCUCAGCCUCCGAUUUUGUUCCCACAAUAACAAGCUUCAAACUCCAACACCACCUUAACUUACUCGAAAACUGGUUCACACUAUGGAAAAUAAAAAUUAAUACAAACAAAUCUAGCCACAUUACUUUCUCCCUUCGCCCAAUCAAUUGUCCUCCAGUCAAAUUUUGCAACCAAUUAUUACCUCAAACCAACCAAGUUAAAUACUUAGGACUCAUUUUCGACAAACGAUUAACUUGGAAAGCACAUAUUUGACAAAAGAAAGAAACUAAACUCCAGAUUACAUCUCCUACGUCCUCUCUUACGAUCAAAUUUAAACUUUAAACUCAAAAUCCUUAUUUACAAAAUGUGGAUCUUUCUACAAUAAAUGUUGCUUGAAUCACAAAGAACUCUUAUAUAAUUUUGGAUCUAGUUAGUGUACUAGUGAAGUCAAUUGUAAUUUUCUUUGAAAUUUUCAUUAUAAAUAUUUUGUAAAAACAGACAAAUUUACAACAAGUUUCAUUAUUUUAAAUUAUGUUUUAAUUCAGUUAAAAAUAAGAUUUUCACUUAAUACUUUUACAAAGUGGUAUGUUUAACCAUUAAAAUUUAUUCUGUGAAAUAACCACAUUACACAUGUAUAUUUUUCAACACAUCAAAUUUUAAUUCAAAAAAUAUGAUAUAAGAAUAAUUUUUAAGGCAAUAGAAUUACGGGAUUUAAGUAUCCACAGUUAAUAAUUGUAUAACUGGUAUAUCUCAUAUGAAAGAAUAUUUUCUGUACGUUCAAUAAUCAAUCUGUAGAACAUAAUUUGAUACUGGUAUAAAAUGGUUUGUAUUAUAAGUAUUUUUUUUUAAAUAUAGCUGGUUCAAAAUUUGGACAAAGUGGAAUGUUUGAAGUGACAAAAGCAGAAGAUGAUAUUCAAUCAACAAGUGGAAUAUCUUCUAGUAGCCCAUCAACAUCUCCCAGUCAUAAUAUGUCUAUUUCAAAAGCACCUUCAGCCCUUAGAGUGACAGUACCCACAGAAUUACAAGGAGUAUCAUAUAUAAUGGUAUUAUGUCAAAAAGGUAAUUGAAUGGAGUUUAUAGUUUACUUUAUUAAUAGAUCAUGAAUAUUUUUACAUUAAGAAAUAAACAUGUAUUUUCAUUAUCUAUGCCAUAUUUAAUGUAUUUAUUUAUUUUCAUUUCCUAUUUUAGACCAAGAAAAUAUUUUCAACACCUCGUUUAAUCUAUUAGGAUCAGCUCCUGCUACGCCUAAUCCGGAUAUGCAUUGGCAACAGAAAUUAGAAGCUGCUCAGAAUGUUCUAUUUUGUAAAGAAUUGUUCAAUCAGUUAGCCAAAGAAGCAGUUCAAUUACAAGCAACUAUACCACAUAUGGUUGUUGGCAAUCAAAUUUCAGCUACAGUAUGUAUAUAGUAAUAAAGAAUAACUUAGUAACUUAGUAUAUCAUUUUCAUUUUCUUGCCUUACUAACCUAACUUAGUGUUAUAGGAGUAGAAACUUAAAUUUGAUAUUAUAUUUCUUUUGUAGGUAUUUCCUGGUAUACAGUUAAUUAUUGGUUUAUGCCAUAGUUCCACAAAUGGUAACCCUAAUACUAUACUACCAUCUAAAACAGAUCAUGAUCACGUAUUAGAACACUCACUACAUCAACUAUUAAGGGAAGUACAUCACAGAAAUACUCAUCAACCAUUUCCACAUCCUUCAUCUGGGCCUUUAGGUCCAAGUAAACGGCGUGCAGUUGCUGGACCAAAUGCUGCAGACCGUUUUGAAUUAUUAGAAAUGUCUAAAACGUAAAAAAAAAAAACAAAUCUUUAAUAAAAUAAUAUAAAAAAUGCUAACUGUUUAAAUUUAAAUUUUAGCCAUACUUUAUUAGAACAAAUUAUUGAACAAGCGCAACAUUUUUUUAUGAGAUUACGUACAGAAUAUGUUAUUGAUACACUUGCUAAAGAGGUAAAUUUUGUUCAGUAUUUAUACUAUAUAUCAAAAAUAAAUUAAUGUGUAAUGCUUAUAGGUCAAAGAUCCAAUCAUAAUUUCACAUUGGAAUUCAUUAAACUCCCCAACACAAGCCUGUGUUAAAGUUACUAUUGUUUCACAUGGAUUUGACUGUAUUUGUCGAAAUUCAUUGGUUGUACAUGUAAUGAAAAAAUCAUUAAAAUGUAUUUGCCGUGAUGGUAGAGUAAUGUAUCUAUCGUAUGAACCUCAAGAAUUAAGAGAUCUCAUUUUUUGUCAAGUAAGAAUAUAUUAUACUAUGUAUCAAAAAAAAUCAGUCAUUUUAUCUUUUAAAUAAUAUUUGGAAUCAUUUCUUAUUAUUAUUAAGACUAAUUUUUUUUUUCACUUUUUAUUACUUUUAUGUUUACAUAUUCUAUCUAUCUUUAUUUAAAUAUUUUAUCAUUGUUAAAUUUUUCUGCAUGAGUGCAUAAAUACUAUUAACCCAUUCUAAAUCAUUAAUAUAGCAUAAUGUACAAAUGUACUAUGUUUCACCUGAUAAACACAACACUUUUUUUUUCAAUCAUAAAGGAAGUCAGUAAUGUUAACACAAACAAUAUUGGCAGUUAUAAAUAAUUUGGAUUAUACUUAUUUGUGUUAUAAUUACUGUUAAUAUUAUUAAAAUUAUUCUAAUUUAUUUCAAUAAAAAUUGAAGAAUACACUAAAGCUGGAUUAUACUGUUGUAUUAGUUUAUCUAAUAAGUGUUAUAAUAAAAUUAUGCCACACACAAAGCUUGUCUUAUUUUGCUAUUGUUCAUUAAAUAAAGAUUGUAUUUUUCAGCUUUAUAUUUUUUUAAUCUUUAUUAUGUUUAAUGGAAAAUGUUUACUAAGUUACUAAUCAAUUUGUUUUACUUAUUUAUUGUCCCUCAUUUAAAAUGAAUAUUACUAUAUUAUGUCACUAUUAGGACUAUUAAUUAUGUAACAUUUGGAUAAAAAUAUUGAAAAUUACAACUGUUUAUAUUAUUAACAAUAUUUAGAACUCACAUUUCAAUGUAAGAUGUAUUUUUUCGAGAAGCUAUCUAAGACGAUACUUUUCAAUAACAGCCAAUUCAUAUAACAGAUAUUUCCAAUAUGAAACUUAUUUUGAAUUUUCUAUUUUUUUUAAUUUUUAAAAAUUAUUUUGGUAAUUUUAUUAGUUUUAAGAACAUAUUUAUAUUCUUAACAAAUUAAUAGUUUAAAUUAAGGUAAUUUAAAAUGUUGUCUUUAGAAAUUUUAUUUAUAUGCAAUUUUCUUUAAUAGUUUUUACUUAUUCUUCAUCAAUACAGAUUGUCAAUUAUUAUAUUUAUGAUUUCGAUAACAUUUUUUCUUUAUAUUUAUUAACUUCUGUUGUAUUAACCACAAUGGAAAUUUGUAUAUUUUAUUAUAUUAUAAUUUGUAUUUUUUUUUUUAAUGUGAGCCCCAAAUUUAAGUAAAAACCACGAGCCUCGACUUUGCCUCCUUCCUAUUAACAACUAGUGGUACCAGUUCAAACAAAUUUUUCACUGUUUUCUCAUUUUUAGAGUAGUCAUAAGCAUUUUUGGGUAAUUUUUGAAAGGUGUAAUUUUGCUAAAAUGCAUUCAAAUACAGGUCCUAAUAAUAAUAUAUUAUUUAUUAUGUAUUAUUUUUGUAUAGAUUUACCAACAUCAAAUAAUGGGAGUACAAUCUGUUGCUAAAACGCAAGGAUGGCAAUGCUUAGCUAGUUCUUCUCAUCUUGGUCUUGGUCCAGUUGAGCCUAUGGGAAAUGCUAGUUCAUGUCUCUUAGCAUCACCAAUAGGAGAUAGGUACUAUUUUAAAAAUAUUUUCAUAUUGGUAUUAUUUAAUACAAUUCUUAAUUGUAUAUUUUAAUUCAGGUUAAUAUCAGUAAAAUGUGAACCACAAGGAAACGUUAGUGUAAGUAUUGCACACUCACCAAAAAAAGAUUUCUUUGGAGGUCAGUUGGUUAAAGAAAGAAAAUGGGAAAAUUUAGGAGGUUCAUUUAAAAAAGUUCGGUGGGACAAAAUGGAAGGUAAAAAUUUCUUAAACAAAAUUGAACUUUUAAUGGCUAGUUUAACUAAUUCAACGUGAUUGUUCCAUAACUAAUUUUAUAAUAACCUGUUAAUAUUAAAACAAAUUUAUUAU
Cinara cedri is the source of this 5782-nucleotide messenger RNA. NCBI's taxonomy places the organism in Eukaryota, Metazoa, Arthropoda, Insecta, Hemiptera, Aphididae. The record is from the annotation of a GenBank genome assembly.